CUUCCUUAUUUUCCUGGAGGCUACUGGUCUUCUUUGAUCAUACACACUACUUUCUCACACCACCUAACCCCAACUUGUCGUUAAUGAUUAAAAUAAAUGAAUACCAUUAUAAAAAUCGAGUGCUAUAAAACCCCAUUUCAAUUUUUCAGCUCUUCUGAAUCUUUAUAAGACUCAAAACGCAACCCUCUCCUCUACUGAGAAAAACAGAGGGAAAGAACGUUGGAGUCGCCAUGUCUGAAAUAGUCAACGAGGCUUGGAGAAAAUAUCUCAUACAGCUUCAAUCCCACCCUCUCAGAACUAAGGCAAUUACAUCUGGAGUUUUAGCUGGGUGUAGUGAUGCAAUAGCCCAGAAGAUUUCUGGGAUCAAAAAGCUUCAAUUGAGAAGACUGCUUUUGAUAAUGCUCUAUGGGUUCGGGUAUGGGGGACCAUUUGGGCACUUCCUCCACAAAUUGAUGGAUAUAAUAUUCAAGGGAAAGAAGGACAACAAAACUAUUGCAAAGAAGGUUUUGCUGGAACAAUUAACUUCUUCCCCUUGGAACAACAUGCUUUUCAUGAUGUACUAUGGCUUGGUGGUUGAAGGAAGACCAUGGAAUUUAGUCAAGAGUAAAGUUCGAAAGGACUACCCUUCUAUUCAAUUGACAGCAUGGAAGUUUUGGCCAAUUGUUGGUUGGGUGAAUUACCAGUAUAUGCCCCUGCAAUUCCGGGUCUUGUUUCACAGCUUCGUUGCCUCGUGCUGGGCAAUCUUUCUCAAUCUGAAGGCUAGAUCGGGGGUAAUCAAGCAGGCCUAGAACACCUAAUUUUGUUCUUCCCUUUUCUAUGUUUGAUUGGAGCUCUUACACUCAUUUUGUGAAAAUGGUUUCCUGAUUAGUAUCCUUUGUAUAAGUUUCUAGCUGAAUUAGUACUAUGAAGCGGUCGAUUUUCUUUCUUACUGCCAGUUCUAUCAUACGGUUGAAUUAUUGUAGGAUAUACUUAAAUCUAGUUCAAUUUGCAGAAGAUCAACAAUGUUUCAGUUGAUUUUGUGA
Molecule: messenger RNA, 1022 nt
Organism: Prunus dulcis (almond)
Lineage: Eukaryota; Viridiplantae; Streptophyta; Magnoliopsida; Rosales; Rosaceae
Product: peroxisomal membrane protein PMP22
Exons: 7
Coding region: 231-788 (185 amino acids)
Cellular component (GO): cytoplasm; membrane
Source: RefSeq, a predicted model, not a curated record